Molecule: messenger RNA, 2302 nt
Organism: Pecten maximus
Lineage: Eukaryota; Metazoa; Mollusca; Bivalvia; Pectinida; Pectinidae
Exons: 8
Coding region: 197-910 (237 amino acids)
Source: RefSeq, a predicted model, not a curated record
CUAUAUGGUUAGAAAACACUAUGAGAAAUGGAUAUAAAACGUUAUAUUUUCUAUGAGUAUGUUACAAAACUAACACUUUCUCUUAAUUACAAAAAUUAAAAGUCACUGCAACCAUUUACGAUAUAUAUCUAAAAAAUAUAAAAGGUAAACAUUUCGGUCUCGAACUAAUUCAUAAAUUACCGCUCGUAGCCUGAAAAUGCGCAUGCGCAUAAACCGAGAAAAAAGCAAAAUGGCGGACGCAAACCAGAAAAAACGACGAGGUCCUAAAAGUUACUUGACGGAAAGUGCAAGAAAACGAAGGAAACAAGAAUCAGAACAGAGAAGAGGAGAGGCGAGAAUCUACAUCAGCAAAGAGAUAGAUAGAUGGCGUAAGGUAAAGGAAGAUCUCGCACUGGAGACUGAUUCUAAAUUAGCGAAGCUGCUUCUUGACAGUUAUGAAUUUAAGAAAAUAUCAGAUAAAUCCACCACUUCAACCGGCCACAUCCAUAUGUAUUCCACACCUGCAAGAAGAUAUAUACCUCCACGAGAGUAUUCAGAAAGUGAAGUCACUAUAAGUGGUCGAGAAAUGUCAGGAGUGUUUGUGCAAGAAUGUUGGAAAGACAUGUCAUUGCCUGGACCAUCCACAAGUGAUUUUCAGAAUCAACAUAUUCAGAAGGCCGAUAUCACUACCAAAGAGGCGAGCAGCUUCAUAAAUCCUUUUGACUUAACAAUAGAUGUCACUGAAAAUGUCGACGAGGAUGACCAAACCACUGAUGAUGAGGAUUAUGAACCAAGUUUCGACAUCACUCUCAGGGAAUGUGGGCAGGUGUUUUGCACCACGUCGUUGGUGAGCAUUCGUGGGGUAUUCCAUACACAGAUGAUGGAGUUGCUGAAUGUUCACAUGGCCCCUUGUCUGAUGUUGAAGCUGUAGGAAAGUCUCUGGAAAAGGGCAGUACAGCUCACAACACACUGAGGAAGGUUAAUUGUGCUCUACAAACCAUUCCUCGACAAAAUACACUACUUUCUGAACUUUAGAAGUACAGCAGAACUUGAAAACUAUCACCAGUUGAUAUUAACGUAUGCAGCCAAAAGGUUUGCUUACACUCCGCCUGUUUACAAGGCACGCACCAUUUUGGCAGCUCUUGACUACAACUUCCACAUCGAUAGAGAAACAAAGACAAAUGCAGAUGGCUCAGUAAGGUACCACAGAACUUACAACAAGAAAAGUGGAAGGUGGUCCGCUGUGCCCUACAAAGUGAAAAAGAAAUACAGCUACAUCAGUGACCUGAUUUCUGCUGUAGUUGAAAAGAGGCUACUUGAUAGAGAAGGAAUGCAUAAAAGCAAGACGUUAUCGCCCUAAGAUCCCAGACACAUUUCCAGCGGUUUAGCCCUCCUUACUCCACCUUCUACUGCCACAUUAGUAGAAGAAAAAAAGUCAAGACUUAAGUGAUUCUAGUGUCACAAAUAGGACUCAACAAUCUGCUGGCUACUCCUCCUAAACCACUUAGGAGAUUUCAACAAAACUUGCUACAAGGCUACUGUCAUUAUUCUAUGAAUAACCUCAUUGGGGAAGUGGGGAUGUUGUUAGGUGUUGGCCCACAACAGCUACAUUUGUAGCUAUUAUUAUUUGUAGUAUAUGCCAUAUAAGAUUUGGGUUUCACAUGUGUUUUAUGUUUCAAAAUUCAUGUGCAAAACUAAUCUACUACUUGUCGGAUGGAAAAUGUAUGUCUAUGAAAAGUAUUGUGUAUGUACCAAUUAUUGUGUCACAAGUUUGGCUUGUUCACACAUUUUGUAUGUAUGGUGUGAUAUUCACAGGUAUGAUGUAUAUGUGACAAGUUUGUUAAGUAUAAUGUAUGCGUCACAACUUUGCUAAGUAUAGUGUAUGUGUCACAACUUUGCUAAGUAUGGUGUAUGUGUCACAACUUUGCUAAGUAUAGUGUAUGUGUCACAACUUUGCUAAGUAUGAUGUAUGUGUCACAACUUUGCUAAGUAUAGUGUAUGUGUCACAACUUUGCUAAGUAUAGUGUAUGUGUCACAACUUUGCUAAGUAUGGUGUAUGUGUCACAACUUUGCUAAGUAUGGUGUAUGUGUCACAACUUUGCUAAGUAUAGUGUAUGUGUCACAACUUUGCUAAGUAUGGUGUAUGUGUCACAGGCUGGCUAAAUAUGAUGUAUGUGUCACAAGUUUGGAAUGUGUCUUUAGUAUGGUCUGUGUAUGUGAACAUUACAGUGUUCGGGGAUGAUCAUCUGUAUUCAUAGCCUUUUUUGUAGUGAAUUCGUCUACAGAUUUUAUUUGGUGCUAACAAUAAAAAUAUGACACAAGU